AAUAUUUGACUUAGGCAUUACACUUUCCAUUCCUCAACCGGAUCAGCCCAAAUGACCAUCAAAGAAGAAGACUACGUUUCAUCGAAUUCCUCUUCCCCAACGGCCACUGCCGAGGCCACCGUUGGCGGCUUCGUCGAUAGUGGCGGCCUGAUUAUGUCAACCACCGAUGCUAUCCGUUCAUUUUUCAUCUCUGCAUCCUCAGACUCCAGCCUCCACCAGGACUUCAGAGAUCUCUCCUCCUUGCUCUCAUUGCGCCCUUCUGUACCCUAUAAAUCUUUCAAGUCCAUCUGGCUUGGAAUCGACCCAACUACCCGCCCGGACCUAACAACCCUUCUCACUGGGUCCAAUUUCAUCUUUACCAGCCCCAAGCCCAGAGAAAAGAGUGUAGAAUUAAAGGUGAGGUUGAAGAAGCUAGCGGAGGUGGCAGAGAGGAAGGCCUAUGAAGAGUUGGUGAAGGACAUUACUCCAAGGAAGGGUGUAGAGGAGCCUUUCUCCACCUACAAGGAUCAACUGGGCUUCGGUUUACAUGUUGUGCUUAUAAUGUUCACUGGCUACUUGAUUGGAUAUGCAGCAUUCAGAGCCUUGUUUAGCCACAGUCCUGGAAUGAGUGCUGCUGGAGGAAUCCUUGGAUUGGUUGGCGGCAUGCUGGUAGAGGCAUUUCUAUUUAUAAUCAGGACUUCCAGUCAAGAUCUUCAACCCCGUUCUUCCACUUUGAAGAUUAAGAAGAAUCAAUAGGCUUCAUCAUAAGAGGUUUGGUUUUAAUUAUAUAUAUAUAUAUCUUCUGUUCUUUAUGUCUUUUCUUUUAGGAAAUAAAAGGAGACGAUUGUUCCGUCACCUGAUAAAUGGAGUUGUUAAAUUUACCAACACAGACUACACAGUCCACUAGUAAAUUUUUGCCACUUAACUAUUGGGACUUUUCUUUGUGGAGCAGUAUAAAGAAAAAACUAUCUUUAUCUGAUUAUUUACAUUUUGAAUCAGUAGGUAGACUACAUACCGUGAUUUUUGUGCUUCAGAUGCAAUUGAAUAGUGGUUUUCUGGUCA
Olea europaea var. sylvestris is the source of this 1041-nucleotide messenger RNA. RefSeq lists its product as uncharacterized. Bases 52 to 735 code for a protein of 227 amino acids. The record is from RefSeq and is a predicted model, not a curated record. Gene Ontology annotation, cellular component: endomembrane system. The transcript is spliced from 4 exons. NCBI's taxonomy places the organism in Eukaryota, Viridiplantae, Streptophyta, Magnoliopsida, Lamiales, Oleaceae. Gene Ontology annotation, biological process: vacuolar proton-transporting V-type ATPase complex assembly.